GCGAGCGCGUUUCGUGGUCCGUGCCUGCUACGCGCCCGCCUACGUGCUACGAGGCCGCGGCGUUGUUUGCUACGCUUGCCGGUACGCGGACACGUAUCGGCGUUUCAUUUAUUGACGCGAGUGUCGUAUUGUGUUGCGUGGUUUGGGAAUUUUCGCGUUCGGUCCAUAAUUAGUGACGAAUAAUCCAGUAGAAAUGGUGCGCGGUAGACCGAGAGGCAGCUCGUACAGGGGCAAUCCCUGGGGUGGCAGCCGGGGCGGGCCCGGUAGUUACGGGAGUAGCUCUUCCGGAAGGUUUUCGUCGUUCGAACGAUCGUCGGACCGCUAUCCGAGGGAGGACUACCACAAGCCGUACAGGCCUUCCAAUUAUGACGAUUCGUAUUCGUCGAGGGACAACUACAACCGCUCGCCGGAGAGGAAGAGGCCGAGGAACGAGGCCGGCGGAUCACGUUCGCACGACUCGUUCUCGUACUCGUCUUCGGGGGGCCGGUACUCUGAUUCACACGGCCCCACGUCGUACACGGAACGGAGAUCGUAUUCGGGGGACAGGCCCACGUCUACCCCGUACCAGUCGCGUAGGGACGACUUUAGGAAACCGAGCGGCCCGAUCAGGGGCUCGUUUCGGGGCCGCAUAAGCACGAGGCGCGGCUCGAGGGGGAUGGGUAUGCGGGAGCGCGGCGUCGGAGGCAUCCGCAGGCGUCUCGCCGAGACCUCGUACGCGGUGAGGAAGCGCCCGAGAGGCUACCGUGGCAUCAAGGUGUCCCGUAUCAGGAGCGGCAUCUUGAGGCACCGUCACAUCGACGACAGGGACGGAGGCUCUAGCGACGAUGACGAUGACGACGACGAAGACGUGGAGAAAACCAAGAGCGGCGAUGACGCUGGCGACGAGGACGGGGAUGGCAAGAAAGAGACCGAGGAACGCGACGACCGCGAGAAGGACGCGGGCGAAACGGAGAAGUCGUCGAAGAUGGAGGUGGACGACGACGACGACGACCAACAGCCUCAAAAGUCGACGUAUAUCCGGCUCGUGUGUCCCCGGUGCAACAUCAAAAUCCCCACAUUCAGACGUUACGAGAUGCACCUACAGGGCAAGGCGCACGUGUUCGCGAUGCGUCGCGUCGCCAUGAAGCAAAAGACGAUUCUGGCACAAAUGCGCCAGGCGCAGCGCAAGUCGCAGAACGAGCUCGAGAAAAAGGGCAGCGGCGAGGACCUUACCGAGCACACUCACUAUUGCCAACUGUGCCGUCUCAACUACAAGCAGCCGAAGGAGGUGCACCUGGCCAGCGAGUCCCACAAAAACAUGAAACGCUUCCUGAUGCCGCGCUGCAAGGUCUGCAGCAUCACCUUCAAGAGUCCCAUGAUCUACGAGAGCCAUUGCUGCUCCAUCCAGCACAUUAAGCGCAAGCAGCAGCAGGAACAGCAGCAGGAGCAGCAGCAGCGGCAGGACGCGAGCGAGCAGUCGGGCGACGACGACAACCUGGAGGACUUCACCACCAUCGAUUCCGUCGGCGACGUCGACGAGAACGGCUCGGACGAGGACAAGAAGAAGGAGAAAAAGGAGCCGGUGAACGUCGGCAUCGAGAAGAUCCGGAAAGUAGAGUCGCACUACUGCGACCUUUGUCGCAUAUAUUUGCCGCGCGCGCGCGACGAAGACGUCGCCCAGGUGCUCUCGAAGCAUUGCAAGCUGCGCGUCCACAUGCAGCGCUACGUGCGCUACAAGGAGAACCAGGAGUUGGAGAAGAGGGCGGAGAAGUUGCAACGCAAGGAGACGGCGGAGAAGGAGAAGAAGAAAGAAGGCGGCGAGGGCAAGAAGGACGACGGGAGCGGCGCCAAGGACGACGCGGAUCCCAACAAGUCGGCCGAGGACGAUAAACUGUGGGAGGCGGUCGACAAGGACCUGGGGGAGCUCCUCGGCGAGGCGGACGGCAACAAGAGCGAGGACGACGACGACGACGACUCCCACGUGAACGGAGAGAGAUACGACAGAUUUAAAUUUGAGGAGAAAAAGGCGAAGGCGGAGUCCGAGAAGGCGGAGAAGGACGAGGCGGAAGCGGAGGCCGCAAAACCCGAGGAGGAGCAGUAAAUCGCGUUUUCUGAUUGCUUUUAGUGUUUCUGUUAAGGGCUCGACUUGCCUAUGUCAUUUUGUAGUGAAGUUGCGGACGUUUACGUAAAAUGUAUAAGUAAAUGGUAAAUGUUUAACCA
Cylas formicarius (sweet potato weevil) is the source of this 2199-nucleotide messenger RNA. RefSeq names its product zinc finger protein on ecdysone puffs-like. The record is from RefSeq and is a predicted model, not a curated record. The transcript has 9 exons. Bases 194 to 2080 code for a protein of 628 amino acids. NCBI's taxonomy places the organism in Eukaryota, Metazoa, Arthropoda, Insecta, Coleoptera, Brentidae.